AUGAGACCGGCGACGACUGACCCGGCGUUGGCCGAAAUCGGCAAGAAGAACGGACUGUUGGUGUGGAGAAUCAAUGUAAGUGAGGGGCGUUUGUGGUCUAGUAGUACAUACAGUCUUGCAACACAUUAUCUCUAUUCCAGAAGUUCGAGUUGGAGCCAGUUCCAGAGAGAGAGCACGGCAUCUUCUACGUUGGCGACGCCUACAUCGCGCUUUAUGUAAGUCGCAGAAACUUUUAGCCAAACAUGAGCACUUCUUUCUGAAGCAAAAGUACGAAGGCUGCUGGGACGUGCACUUUUGGCUCGGAACAAAGGCCUCAACUGAUGAGAUCGGAGUGGCCGCCAUCAAAACCGUCGAGAUUGAUGACGUAGGAAGGCGGUAAACUCGAAACGGCACCUAAAUUGUCCUUCCGUUUCCAGUCUCUCGGAGGCCUUCCAACGCAACACCGCGAGAUUCAAUUCCACGAAUCGCCGCUCUUCCUCUCCUACUUCACCGACGGCAUCCGCUACGUUUCCGGCGGCUACGAAUCCGGAUACACGCACGUCGAGGACCAGUUCCAGAACUGGAAACCGCAUUUGUUCCACUGCAAGGGAAAGCGUAAUGUGAGAUGUACGGAGGUGAGGGAGAACUGAGGCCGAUCGGUUGAAAGCACAAAGAUUGAGUUGAGGUGGAGUGCGAGGUUAGCUCUUUGAAUCUCGGCGACGUUUUCCUCUUGGAUCUGGGCAAAGACAUCUACGUCUGGAUGCCGCCGGACAGCGGAAGAUUGGAGCGCAUCAAGGGAAUGGCGAGAGCCAAAAACAUUGCGGACGUCGAGAGAAUGGGCGCGUCGACUGUCCAUAUUCUCGACGACGUCGAGUGGGACAACGAUCCGAUCUUCUGGCGCUACUUUGGCGGCGUCGCGGCUGUGAAGCAAGUGAGGAAGGCGGCCGACGACGAUGACAACUAUUGGAAGCGGCUCACCGAGCAGAUCACUCUGUGGAAGUGAGUGGGAGGAGAGAGAGAGAGGGAGAGAGUAAACAUUUGUAGGGUGUCCGAUGCGACUGGAGCCACGAAAGUGACCAUGGUGGCGCAGGGAGAAGAUCUGAGAAAGGAGCAACUCGACUCCAGUGUAAGUGAUGCGAUUCUCAACAGAGCGCGUUCACAUUGACACGGUUUGUUUAGGACGCCUUUAUUCUCGACGCGAUCAACGGAGGAAUCUUCGUGUGGAUCGGACAUGGAUGUACUCUCGAUGAGCGUUCGAAGGCUCUGAUUUGGGGAGAAAACUACCUGAAACAACACGUACGCGCCCCCUACUUUACCCUAUGAGACCGUACUCUUUUGCAGCAUCUCCCCCGCUGGACCCAGGUGACUCGUGUGCUCGAAUCGACCGAAUCGACGCAGUUCACGCAGUGGUUCCGCGAUUGGGUCGACGAGAAGAAGCGGAACACGUUCGAUCCGCAGCUCUUCCAGGUUUCCGACGAGAGCGGCCUGCUGCGCGUCGAGCAAAUCGCCAACUUCACGCAGGAGGACCUCGACGGCGACGACGUCAUGAUCCUUGACGCGUUGAACUUGAUCUACGUGUGGGUCGGCUCGAACGCCAAUCCGAACGAGAAGAAGGAGGCGUUGAAUACGGCGAAGAAGUAUCUGGAGAAGGACAAACUGCCACGUCACAAAAAGACGACCAUCGACACGAUCUAUCAGGGACAAGAGCCGCCCACGUUCAAGAAAUUCUUCCCGUCCUGGGAUGAGAAUUUGUUCAAGAAUGUGAGUCGGAUUUCGACGUCUUUUUUUCAUAAUUCGUUUUCAGCAAGUGCGCUCCGUCGAGAACAUGCGUCGCCUUCUCUUCAACUGA
This is a messenger RNA of Caenorhabditis sp. 36 PRJEB53466, 1828 nucleotides long. The record is from the annotation of a GenBank genome assembly. Lineage: Eukaryota; Metazoa; Nematoda; Chromadorea; Rhabditida; Rhabditidae.